Messenger RNA from Papilio polytes (common Mormon), 730 nucleotides. RefSeq lists its product as uncharacterized. The transcript has 2 exons. The coding region runs from base 100 to 699 and encodes 199 amino acids. NCBI's taxonomy places the organism in Eukaryota, Metazoa, Arthropoda, Insecta, Lepidoptera, Papilionidae. The record is from RefSeq and is a predicted model, not a curated record.
GCGGUUGUUUCAAGAUACAAAAAAUAUUUUUAAAAUGCGCGCGUAAUUUUCUAAAACAACACGGUAUUAGGAUUCUUGUCCUGUUCCUGCUGCCUUAAGAUGGCGAUACUAAGUGCACUCUUACUUCUGACAGUAACUUACUCUGAUCUAGUCGUCGGCACACCGCAGAUGCACCAUGUCAAGCGAUCACUUGACAACUCGAAGCACAUCACACAAACUAUUAUUAAACAUGACAUUGAAAAAAUGGUACCAAUACCUCUCCACACUGUCGUCAUCGAGCCUGCAAGGAAACAAAAGUCACAAAAUCUACCUAUAUCCAUUUCCAUUCCUCAUCAGUUACUAGUACCCAACUUACACGUCAUACGGAUCUCUAACGUCCACCAGGUCCAUGGGAACGCGCACCAUGACGGGCCCACCGUCAUAUCACAUACGGUAUCCCACGGAUCUCCAAACGUCACGCAUCAGUUGGUGCCGGUGUUGAUACCUAUUCACAACCAUCUAGUACCGGUCCACGAUUUGACUGUAAUACCUCUACAUAGUGUUGUGCACAAGAAUACAAAGAUCGGUUUCAAAAUAACCGAAAACCAUGUUCCUGAUGAAUCCAUUAAUAGUUACCGGAACCCGCUCGGUGGGUACGGCGCGGGCUGGUACUUUGGCGGCCACGGCGCUGGACAUGGCUUCCAUUACUCUUAUGGAUAGUUAAAUAUUAACCACUUUAUUAUUUAUUUUU